AACAAAGAGCUAGACAGAAAGAGAUAAAAAAAAUGGUUAUGGGUGUGAUGAAUAUUGAAGAAGGUGCUUCCUUACCUGCAAAGAAUACUUUUCAAGUCUUCAUGUGCAGUAUCAUUGCCGCUGUUGGUGGUCUCAUGUUUGGUUAUGACAUAGGAAUCUCAGGAGGUGUGACGAGUAUGGACACUUUUUUGAUAAAGUUUUUCCAUCACGUGUACGAGAAGAAACACAGAGUACACGAAAACAACUACUGUAAAUUCGAUGACCAGCUUUUGCAGUUGUUCACUUCUUCUCUAUACUUAGCUGGUAUCUUCGCCAGUUUAGCCGCUUCAUACUUAUCCAGGAGGUUUGGAAGAAAACCUAUAAUCAUGUCUGCUUCAGCCUUCUUCCUCUGCGGUGCUAUCCUCAACUUCUUUGCCCAAGAACUCGGCAUGUUGAUCGGUGGUCGUAUCCUCCUUGGCUGCGGCAUCGGUUUUGGUAAUCAGACCGUUCCAUUGUUCAUCUCAGAGAUCGCACCGGCUAGAAUCAGAGGAGGACUAAACCUCAUGUUCCAGUUUCUCAUCACCAUUGGAAUCCUAGCAGCAAGCUAUGUCAACUUCUUAACGUCUACGGUGAAAGACGGCUGGAGAUACUCUCUUGGUGGUGCAGCUGUUCCAGCCUUGAUCCUCUUGAUAGGUUCCUUCUUCAUCCACGAGACACCAGCUAGCCUCAUCGAGCGAGGUAAAGACGAAGAAGGGAAGAGAGUUUUAAGGAAGAUCAGAGGCCUUGAAGACAUUGAACUCGAGUUCAACGAGAUCAAACGCGCCACAGAGAUUUCUAACAAAGUGAAAAGCCCUUUCAAAGAACUCUUCACCAAAAGCGAGAACAGACCGCCGCUGGUGUGCGGAACGCUGCUUCAGUUCUUCCAGCAGUUCACUGGAAUCAAUGUAGUUAUGUUCUACGCUCCUGUCUUGUUCCAGACCAUGGGGAGCGGUAACAACGCUUCUCUGAUCUCUACCGUUGUCACAAACGGUGUGAACGCAGUCGCUACGAUUAUCGCCGUUGUCAUGGUUGAUAGGCUCGGUAGGAGGUUCUUUUUGGUCGAAGGAGCAACUCAAAUGACCGCUACACAGAUAUCUAUUGGAGCCUUGCUCUUAAAACACUUACACCUAAUCGGACCCAUUACAAGUCGCUCCGUGCCACUUAUUGUACUGAUUCUCAUCUGCAUCUACGUGUCUGGAUUCGCGUGGUCGUGGGGACCAUUGGGAUGGCUUGUUCCGUCUGAGAUCUACCCUCUUGAAGUGAGAAAUGCAGGUUACUUCUGUGCAGUGGCUAUGAACAUGGUCUGCACAUUCGUUAUCGGACAGUUCUUCUUGUCGGCGCUAUGCAGAUUCCGAUCGGGCUUGUUCUUCUUCUUCGCAGUCAUGAAUGUUAUCAUGGGACUGUUUGUCAUCUUCUUUCUACCUGAGACCAAAGGUGUUCCUAUUGAGGAUAUGGCUGAACAGCGUUGGAAGAAGCACUGGCAUUGGAGGAAGUAUUUUAAGCAGAACUAGAUAGUUAUUUCUACUUAGUAUUUUGAGCAUCUUCACAAACUUUCUUGCUACUUAGGUAGGGUUUCUUUAUUUUGG
Messenger RNA from Brassica oleracea var. oleracea, 1604 nucleotides. Its product is annotated as sugar transport protein 2. Gene Ontology annotation, biological process: monosaccharide transmembrane transport. Gene Ontology annotation, molecular function: monosaccharide transmembrane transporter activity. Bases 33 to 1529 code for a protein of 498 amino acids. The transcript is spliced from 4 exons. NCBI's taxonomy places the organism in Eukaryota, Viridiplantae, Streptophyta, Magnoliopsida, Brassicales, Brassicaceae. Gene Ontology annotation, cellular component: membrane. The record is from RefSeq and is a predicted model, not a curated record.